Molecule: messenger RNA, 1587 nt
Organism: Ambispora leptoticha
Lineage: Eukaryota; Fungi; Glomeromycota; Glomeromycetes; Archaeosporales; Ambisporaceae
Source: the annotation of a GenBank genome assembly
AUGAUAGAAAACCAAGACGACCACCACGUAAAUGUUGAUUUUGACGAAAGAAAUGUCGUUGCAGAGACAAACGAAAAUUUUGAUCUCAAACGUGGAUUACAAGCAAGGCAUUUGACAAUGAUAGCAAUCGGAGGAACAAUUGGAACUGGUCUUUUCCUAGGUUCGGGUGCUUCAAUAGCACAAGCCGGACCAGGCGGUGCACUAAUCUCAUACCUUGUUAUUGGUGUAAUGGUUUUUUUUAUGAUGUCGUCACUUGGUGAGAUGGCUACAUAUUUACCGAUUUCUGGAUCGUUUAAUACCUAUGCAAAGCGCUUUGUUGACCCAGCUUUGGGAUUUGCGCUUGGUUGGAAUUAUUGGUAUUCUUGGGCAACUACUAUCGCACUUGAAAUUACGGCCGGUGCUAUCGUAAUGCAAUUUUGGUUUCCUGAUGUUCCGUCAUGGGUUUGGAGUUUGAUUUUACUCUUUAUCAUGUUGUCACUUAAUCUUUUUUCGGUUAAAGGAUAUGGAGAAGCAGAGUAUUGGUUUGCAAUGAUAAAAGUAAUAACAGUCAUACUCUUCAUAUUUGUCGGUAUCUUACUGGAUAUUGGUGCAAUCGGAAAACCAAAGGAAUACAUUGGCUCUAAAAAUUUUGAUCAUGGCACAUUUCACAAUGGAUUUAAGGGAUUAUUGUCGGUGUUUUUGGUGGCGGGGUUCUCGUUUCAGGGUACUGAACUUGUAGGGAUUGCUGCUGGUGAAUCAGCUCGUCCGGAAAAGAAUGUACCAAAAGCUAUCAAACAGGUGUUUUGGCGUAUUCUUUUGUUCUAUGUUUUAGCUAUUUUGGUGGUUGGGCUCUUGGUCGCAUACGAUAAUCCAAACUUGUUGGGUAAUAGCCAAGAUGUAUCCGUUAGUCCGUUUACAUUGGCAUUUAAAUUGACGGGAUUCGUCAGCGCAUCACAUUUUAUGAAUGCAGUGAUUUUGACAACAGUCUUAUCAGCCGGAAAUUCUGCAUUAUACGCAGCUUCUCGUGUGCUCUAUAAUUUGGCACUUGAGGGCCAAGCACCACAGAUUCUUACACGAGUCACUAAAAACGGAGUUCCACUUCUCUCGCUAUUAGUCACAGCGUUUAUCGGAUGUCUUGCUUUUUUGAUGUCGUUGUAUGGCGAGGGAAAAGUCUAUAUAUGGCUUAUCAAUCUUUCUGGUGUUUCUGGAUUUAUACAGUGGGCGGGUAUAAGUUUUAUACAUUGGCGAUUUCGGAGAGCAUAUGUUGCUCAGGAACGACCACUCGAAGAACUCGCAUAUCGCGCAAAACUGUACCCAUUCGGCCCAAUAUUUGCAUGUACACUCACAAUCCUUGUAAUCCUCGGUCAAGGGUAUUCUGCAUUCACAUCUGAAAAUGGUGUCGACGCCCAAGCAGUUGUAGCUGCAUACAUUGGCCCUCCGGUCUUUAUUGCACUUUUCCUGGUUUACAAAUUCGUGAAAAAGACGAAGAUAGUCCCGUUAUUGGAAUGUGAUUUUGAUACUGGACGACGGAAACUUGAAGAAAAAGUUGUGUUGGAUAUCGAGGAGGAGACGAAGUUUUGGGGAAAGAUUUCGAAAGCUUUGUUUUGA